CANUGCAGGAGAAGCGACAGAAUAGAGUCAGAGACAGAGGACUGUCGCACUUAUAACUUAUGUGAUGUAAACGCCGAGUGUUUGGCAAAUCCGUCGACACAACGACACCAAUGCUUCUGUAGAGCGGGUUAUAAAGGGAAUGGCAUUCUAUGUAUAGAAGAAUCAGAAUCGUGUGAAUUGUUAAACAAUUGCGGACAGAAUGCCGAAUGUAUAUCAGAUGAGGGCAGCAAUAAUGCAUAUUAUUGUUCGUGUAAUUCCGGAUUUGUGGGCGACGGCUAUACCUGUUAUGCAGAACUCAAUCAUCAAAGUUGUAAUCAAAUCAAUAACUGUCACACAAACGCCAAAUGUGUUUACGAUCCCAGAAGUGGACAGUAUUCGUGUCAAUGCAAUGAAGGCCUCGUUGGAGACGGCUUUCAAUGCACCCGAUCUUCAGGGGAAGUGAAUUGUAGUCCGGAUUCUAAUGUCUGUUCACCGAAUGGCGAAUGUGUUGUCGAUAUUGUCUCACAAAAGAGUAUUUGUAAGUGUAGGACAGGAUUCUUAGGCGAUGGCAUCAUUUGCUACAGAGGCGGCCCUUCUAUUGAUUCGAGUGAAUGUAAUCGACAACAGGAUUCUUGCGGUCGAAAUGCUCGAUGUCUUCACAAUAGUGUCUACAAUAAAUACGAGUGUCAAUGCAAUGAAGGCUAUUCGGGAGAUGGAAAGCAAUGUGUGGUGAAAGCGGACGCGACGUGUGAAGUGUUACACGACUGCCAUUCAAACGCUACCUGUGCUUACGAUCUUAAUAUCCAGCGAUACACCUGUCAAUGCAAUACCGGUUUUAAAGGGGAUGGAAAACAGUGCAAACAACUGGUGCUGUCGUGUAAUAUAGUUAACAAUUGCGAUGUGAAGGCUGAAUGCAAAUACCUUUUCGAUGCACAGGGAUAUCGGUGUCAGUGUAUCGAUGGCUUUAUUGGCGAUGGCUUUGGAUGUCGUCCGUCGAGAACUUGCAGAGAAGACCAGACAAUAUGUGACCGAAACGCCGAUUGCGUAUACGUUGAACAGAUGCUGACCCAUGUCUGCCAUUGUCGGUAUGGGUUCGUUGGGGACGGCUUUGAGUGCAGUAUUGCUCCCCGACAUGACGGCGAUUACUUAAUCUUCACUCAAGGCAUGUCUUUACUGCGAAUGCCAUUACAACCGACCAAAGAAGAUAAGGGAAAACUGCUGCUCACAAAACCGCAUCAAAUUCCUGCCGGUCUUGACGUCGACUGUUUGGAUGGAUUGGUUUACUGGACUGAUGUCGCCCACGGAGUCAUACAUCGGGCCUCUUAUAACGGCUCUUCGUCUGAAACAGUGAUUGAAGGCAUUCUCGGGUCACCCGAAGGAAUAGCCAUUGAUUGGGUUUCGAGGAAUAUUUAUUGGACCGAUUCACUGAAAGACACGAUUGAAGUCUCAAAACUUGACGGAAAAAUGCAUAAAACAAUCAUUAAUGAGGGGUUGAAUGAUCCGCGAGGAAUAGUCGUACACCCGGGCAGUGGCAAAAUGUAUUGGUCUGACUGGAGUCGGACGGCACCCAAAAUUGAAGUUUCCAAUCUGGACGGCACCGGCAGAACAGUACUCGUGAACACAGAUUUAGGUCUUCCCAAUAAUCUUGCCAUUGAUUUCGAUCGAAAUGACUUGUGUUGGACAGACGCCGGACUGCAUCGGAUUGAAUGCAUCGACUUAUACAGCAGUAGUCGUCGUAUUAUUCACACCCCGACGGCAUAUCCAUUUGAUUUGGCAAUCGUUGGGAAUAACAUUUAUUGGACGGAUUGGGAGAUAAAGUAUAUCCAAAGAGUUGACCGAAAGGGAGGCACUGCUGACCCCUUGGAGUUGCCAUUGGGUGGAAACGGAAGACUCUAUUCAAUAGUGACAAUUCCUAGACAUUGUCCGCGAAUUAGUAACGCGUGCUCUAUAAACAACGGCGGGUGCAGACACUUAUGUCUGCCUAACUCUCGGGGCCGCACCUGUAUGUGUCCCGACGACGGCGACCACGAGUCGUGCAAUCAAUUGAUCCCAAAGUGAUUUAUAAUUCAAUAUUCAUUUGAAUAAAAAUUUUGUUUUAUAUUAAAUAUAAUAAAUA
Medioppia subpectinata is the source of this 2095-nucleotide messenger RNA. The record is from the annotation of a GenBank genome assembly. Lineage: Eukaryota; Metazoa; Arthropoda; Arachnida; Sarcoptiformes; Oppiidae.